Drosophila mauritiana is the source of this 823-nucleotide messenger RNA. RefSeq lists its product as uncharacterized. The transcript is spliced from 2 exons. The record is from RefSeq and is a predicted model, not a curated record. Bases 34 to 729 code for a protein of 231 amino acids. NCBI's taxonomy places the organism in Eukaryota, Metazoa, Arthropoda, Insecta, Diptera, Drosophilidae.
GUUAUUAGCAUAAAUCGUUCUGAACAGUCAGAAAUGAAGCCGCAAACAGGACGGAUCGUGAAGAGCAGUUCGCCGAGCUGGCUAUGUGCACUUAUGCCGCUGAUGAUCGAUGCAGUUUGCGGGAGAGCUCAGUAUGCAUCACCUUAUGGCAGUGCUUAUGCAAUUGCCACAUCCAACUACGCCAAUCCAGAUGUGCAAUCGAUAUGGUCUGGUCCGCCGAUCAUAGUGAAUGAUAAUCAGUACAGCGCCCAGGAACAGCAGCAGUAUCCAAAAAGUAAUGUUUACUAUGGCGCGGAACCUUCGUAUAGACAACCAUAUCCAAAUUGGAGAAGGGAAGAACCAACACGUGCUCCAAAUCACAACUACAACAAUGUGCCGGGCUACUUUUACUAUCAACAGCAGGAGACUACUCCAUCAACACCGCUGCGCUAUCCCCAAUCUAUUCCAGCUCAACUUCAGCCAUAUCCACAAAGGAAUCCGGAGCUGGAGACCAGCGAUUCGCGUCGCGACGAGGAGCAAGUGGUCCAAAUUGGCGGCAGUCGCUCACUGGCCACAAAUAACUAUCUAAAUACGUACAAUAAUAACGAGAAUUUCUAUGAACCCGCUCAGCCCUGGAGGCGUCGUGAUUACCAGGCCAAAUAUGCCCAACAUUUUGCCGAAUAUUUGCGUAAAUAUCCAAGACGCCUGCAGCCAGUUUACAACACCAACGAGGAUUUCGUUGAGAAGUAGGGGAAUACUCUGCAUUUCAAUCUGCGCCAAAAACCAAAUUGAAUAAAUCCCCUCAAGAGCCAUUAGGCUUUUCGUUGAAAGCGUGCCAAGAAAA